AUGGGUUGUAAUGGAGACGACGGACAAGACAAGAUAGCCUUUUUGCCCCAAUGUCGAUCUGCAACUUGUGGACACCGUUACCGAGCGACGUUGCAGCACACAGACACAGCCCGACUGCCCAAUGCGAAUUUCUUCGAGAAUCAUCUCACACGCAAAUCAGCCAAGAGAGAUUAUCGCGUGUGUGCGGUCGGUCACCCGUUGAGCAAUUUCGGGAGGGCCGAGCGCAGUGGAGGCAGCGAGCCUGGCUCAAGAAUCUUUCGGAGGACACCCGCAGCAUGCAGCCUGCUUGAUUGCUGUUGUUCGACGUUCGGGUGGCAGCCUGGAAUCGCACGAAGGACGCCACUUUUUCUUGACACACUCUCUCUUGUCAUCUCAAAGCGCCCACCAGCGUUCGAUGAUCUCGACGUUCGCAAGUCUGAAGCUUGGGCCGUACGUCUGAACACAAGAGGGAAUCAGAUGGUAACCCCUGGAAGGAUCUAUCAAAGAAAUAUCGUCCAGAAUGGUCCCGACGACGAGUGCUUCGUUCGCAAGCCUUUGCUUACUGGAACUUUCGGUGGGGUCGUCUUAUCGCCGCGACAUCUUUCUGCAGUUCCGCGACUUGCACAACGCCUCGUCGGACACGGCUCGAGAAAUUUCUGGCAGGCGCAACGAGCUCGAAUUGCAGAUUCAACUGCGACACCGCCUCUGCAGGACAUGCCAGCCGAGAAAAAUGACUGA
Molecule: messenger RNA, 717 nt
Organism: Pseudozyma hubeiensis SY62
Lineage: Eukaryota; Fungi; Basidiomycota; Ustilaginomycetes; Ustilaginales; Ustilaginaceae
Product: proteasome component PRE6
Exons: 1
Coding region: 1-717 (238 amino acids)
Source: RefSeq, a predicted model, not a curated record